AUGGGAGGAGGAAUGGGAGCGUUUUGGGGAAGUCGGGUGAUGGAGAUUGUGAAGAAGCACGAUUCCGGUGGUCUUGUCUGGAAGAGAAUCAAGCUUACCUCUACUCGUAAAGCCAAUGCCAAAACCCGCCUCCGUCGCGUCUGGCAGAAUGAGGCUGUUCUAAGGGCUUGUGCUGAAUCAGAUGCAUCCAGUUCGUCGAGAGUUAGCAAGACAGAAAGCUGUAGCAGUGAGGCAAAAGAUGAGUAA
This is a messenger RNA of Arabis nemorensis, 246 nucleotides long. Lineage: Eukaryota; Viridiplantae; Streptophyta; Magnoliopsida; Brassicales; Brassicaceae. The record is from the annotation of a GenBank genome assembly.